GAGGACAGAGCGGGGCAGCCGUGCCGCCGCUCGGCAGCUCUGUCCUCCCUACGCCCGCAGCAUCCGAAGACGGCACCGCUUCGCGCAAGCAGACAAUGUUAUUGUUGAAGAUUACUCAGAUGCCUUCUGUCCAUUUUCUGCCUCACAUGCUAUGUCAUGAAAGCUUUGAUACACUUAGCACAUAAUUUAAAUGAAUGACUACUUUGGCAAGCAUAAUGGAAGGCACACAUACUAUCCUUCAAUUGCACAAACCCAUUAUGGAGCUUUGUUACAUCAGCUUCUAUCUUCCAGAGGGAAAAGUCAGAGGAUUUACUUACAGGGGCUGUGUGACUCUGGAUAGAACCAGUAAACAUUUCUGUAAUUGCUAUAAAGUACAGGAGAGGUUGGAGAUGGAGAUGAGAGAACAGCCACUUGAAAAUUUCAGAGAUAUUAUUUUCAAGCAAACUACGACAAAAGAUGUUCUCAUUGAGUUGUACAGACUAACUGCUGAAAAGGAAAAACUGUUAUCCGGUCUUUUGAGAUCGCAUCAUAUUCUGGGCCUUAACAUGGGACAUCAGGAAGAAAAGAAACAGGCUGUUUCUGGAGCUCCAAAACUUAAAUGUGAUGAUUAUUCCAGUUUUGCAUAUCAUCAGGAGUUCUUUCUGGAUUCUGCUAAGAGAGACAAUUUAAAUAGCAAAAAAAUGAGGAAAUAUAGAAGAAAAGAGAGCUUUGAUGAAUUCAGGCGCUGGAAAGGGAGAAAUAAGGUAUGUGAACAACAUCCUUCUUUACUGAGGGGGCAAGGCAUGCGAAUGAGUAAUGAGAAGAUGCUCCCCACGAAACGACUUUCUACCAGGAGUUUUCCCAGUUCCUUUUCUGCUUCCAGUUGCGUAACAGCAAAAGGUAAAGAUGAUUUAUCACCAGAUGUUAGUAUACAACCAGCAAGAGGGAUAGAAGAGGGGUAUUUUCUUGAAAGCAACAAAGCUGUGAAACUGGAUGCUGACUUAGCAAGUUCUAUAUCAAAAGAUAACAGUGAUAAAGUUGCAGUUGAACUAUUGGAUAAUGCAGAAUGCAUUCCUGAAUUUAUGAAUGUACAGCAGAGUAUCACAUUAUUAAAAUCAUCUCAGGACAAUCUAUCUAACAACCUGGAGACAUUAAGCAAAUCCGCAGUUGCUAAAAUUUUGAAAGAUGACAAGUGUACUGACCAGGUAUGCAAGGAGAAACCAGGAUUCAGAAUUGCUGCUCAAGUACAGGACUCAGAAGCUUGUGAUAAAAAAGCUGCGAGAACCCAUGCCAAGUCAUUACCUGAUUUUCACAAAGAAAUGGUUUCUCCUGUUCUCACAAUAGUACGUAAUGAGUUUACAUCAAGAACGGAUGGAUAUUCAGCAGAUGAAACUGCUGGAUACUCUAAAAACAGCGCGCUGCAGGAAGAGGAGCAAGAUGGCUCUGUUUUGAAGUACAAAGCAGAGAGAGUGCACAUUACCGAUGAGUCAUGCAACCUUGUGGGAGCAGUCAAUAAAGCUCUUCUGAAAGUUAUACGGAGUGACAGUUUAGAUGAAGCAGCAGAAUGGAAGAGACUGAAACAAAUUACAAGGGUAGACAGAAAACUGCCAGGCUCAAUAUAUGAGAAAAGAACCACGGUAUCCUGGGGAAGCAACAAGCCUUUAUUUCUGAACCUGCCUGUAAAUGAAGAUCCUGAUGUUUCUCAGACAAGUAAUAAGCUGGAAGAGAAAAAUCUGCAUUCACCCUCGUUAGUAGCAGUGAGUAAUGUUUUUAGUAAUUCCUAUCCACUAUCUAAUACACAUAAACAAAUGUCACCUAUUCCUUCUCCAUUAUCAUCAAGACUGCCUAGCCCACAGCUGCAUCAUCGGAUUCUUCCAUUACCUGCACAGAACUCUGAAGACGACCCUAUGUUUGGUGACUACUGCAGUGGGAGGCACGAUGCUAUAAACCUCUCUUUCAGUGAUUUGGAGCCACCGUUUUAUCUGAAGUUCUCUGAACCUGGAGAACUGGGAUUUGCCAUCAGACAACCACGCUUACAUCAGAAUGCAACUGCAGGACAUAUUGAAAAGCGCACUCUACAAGAAAGACUAACUACUCAGACGCAGCAGAAUUUCUGUGCAGUAGAGACUGCUUUAAAGGAUGACUUCACUGAACGGCUGACAAAUGUGGAUGUGGCAAACAGAGAUGAAGAUACCUGGGUUUUGGACUACAGACUGGGGCUGUCAAACCCAUUUGCUCGUUCAAGUGAGAAGGAGAAGAUCAACAGGAAUGCAUUGCAUUUGAGCCUGGAACUGAAUAAUGUCAUAGUACCAUGAAGGUAUAGGUUUAUCCUUGCAAUAAAACGUUGAGAUGAAACAAGUAACUGGACUGAAAAGAACUGACACAAAUUGUUAUCGCUAGCACAGUUGCACUCUACAGCAUGAAGAAUCCAAUCUAUGAGGAUGUUUCAUCUGUAUUUAUCAAGUCCUCCUGUACAGCAGGUGAAGUACUGAAUCAAAAGCCAUUUAAGUACAAUAAUUUGAUUAAAGUAAGUCAUCUAAGAAUAAUAAGC
Molecule: messenger RNA, 2530 nt
Organism: Numida meleagris (helmeted guineafowl)
Lineage: Eukaryota; Metazoa; Chordata; Aves; Galliformes; Numididae
Product: formin-1-like
Exons: 4
Coding region: 195-2294 (699 amino acids)
Source: RefSeq, a predicted model, not a curated record